This is a messenger RNA of Dictyostelium purpureum, 810 nucleotides long. RefSeq lists its product as uncharacterized. Bases 1 to 810 code for a protein of 269 amino acids. The transcript has 2 exons. Lineage: Eukaryota; Evosea; Eumycetozoa; Dictyosteliales; Dictyosteliaceae. The record is from RefSeq and is a predicted model, not a curated record.
AUGAAUAAAAUAUUAAGCUUCAAAAAAAAGUUUAUAUAUAAUAAUAAUAAUAAUAAUAGUGAUAAUAAUAAAUCAGCCAAACAAACAUUUCAAAAAAGAUCACCACACAACAUAACCAAACUUAAUGAUGGUAAUGAUAAUGAUGAUCCAACAAUAUUAAAUAGAAAAAAAGUAAAAAAGACACCCUAUAUCAAACCACCAAAUACUGGAAGUGUAAUUGUUGGUGCCCCACUCUGCGGCUUAUUUUCAAAAGGUAAAAAGUCUAGCGAGAUUUCCAAUAAUAGAAAAACAAUUCAGCCAUUUUCAGAAGAAGGUUUUUUAGAUCAAAAACCACCACAACAACAACAACAACAACAACAAGGACAAGGACAAGGACAACAUUCAAAAUCACCAACAAAACAAAAACAAAAUAAACCAUUAAUUCAUAAUCAAGCAGUAACAAAUCAUAUUUAUGAUAAAACUAAACCAUCUGAUAUUUCAUCAGAAACCAAUAUCUCUUUUAAUAAUAAUAAUAAUAAGAUUAACAUAAAUAUUGAUAAAUUAAUUGAAGAUAGUAAAGAUGAAUAUAACCAAAAAGUUAAAGAAAUUGAAAAAAAGGUUUUAUCAAAUACAGUAUCAAAAAACAACACCUCAAAUGAUCCAAAAAUCCAAGCUACCAAAAUGAUCAUUAGUAUUGAAAAAGAAAUGAUAUCAUUGCUCGACCUAAUGAUCAAUGACCAAAAUAACAACCGAGCUACAUUUAAAAAUAUAGUUGGUGCCUCGAAAAAAUUAAGCAAUCAUAAUUUUUUUAAUUUUAACAAUAACAAAUAG